AUGAACGGGGUUGCAGAUACCUCUGUCAAGUGUGUGCUCGUGGGUGACAGUGCGGUCGGGAAAACCGCUCUCCUUGUUCGGUUCACGUCGGAGACGUUUCCGGAUUCUUACAAACCUACAGUCUAUGAAAAUACAGGUGUUGAUGUAUUUAUGGAUGGCGUACAGAUUAGUUUGGGGCUGUGGGACACCGCCGGGAAUGACAUGUUUCGUUCAAUUCGUCCUAUGUCGUAUCAGCAGGCCGAUGUGGUGUUGCUAUGCUACUCCGUAGCGAACCCGCCCUCUCUUGCUAACGUUUAUCAGAAAUGGAUUGUUGAAGUGCGCGAACACUUGCCGCAUGUGCCGGUUCUGGUGGUCGCUACGCAAACGGAUCACAGAGAGAUGGGCCGGGUCAACUGCACACCACCCUCGGAUGGUAAACGCCUUGCGCAAGAGAUCCGUGCCAAAGGUUACCUGGAAUGCUCAGCCCUUAGUAACCGUGGAGUCCAGCAGGUGUUUGAGUGUGCGGUUCGCACGGCUGUUAAUCAAGCUCGCAAGCGGACCCGCCGCAGGAAUUUCUUUGGCAUUAAUCCGUGCAAAGUCUCCUAA
Chanos chanos (milkfish) is the source of this 585-nucleotide messenger RNA. It is a transcript of the gene rhoh, whose product is annotated as ras homolog family member H. The record is from RefSeq and is a predicted model, not a curated record. Lineage: Eukaryota; Metazoa; Chordata; Actinopteri; Gonorynchiformes; Chanidae. Gene Ontology annotation, biological process: small GTPase-mediated signal transduction. Gene Ontology annotation, molecular function: GTPase activity; GTP binding. The transcript has a single exon. The coding region runs from base 1 to 585 and encodes 194 amino acids.